AUGCGUCUUGCAACCUUGUACAAAGGGUAUCAAGCAAAGCUUGCUGCUCAUGAGACUGCACGCCAGUGCAUGUUGGUGACCGCAUGGGAAAUUGAGGAAACUGAGCACUUCCUUGAAUUCCUUGAUACUCUGCAUGUCGACAAUGAAGAACGGCUCGGAUUCACUCAAGAAGACUUAAACAUCUUUAGAAAGCUAUUUUCUGAGCGUGACCGUUCUGAUGUCAAUGACGACAGAGAUUAUCUUCAAGCUGUGUAUGAGGAUGAAAUGGAGAUUCUUCGUGUUGUCUUGCUACAAGCUGAGCAAUUCUCAAAGAUCUUAGGUGCACGUGUCAAGAAGGAUUUCUUGCAACCUGGAGCUAGAGGAUUGGGAUCCCCAUCACCUGAGCCUGGGGUUUCGGUUAGAGAUAAUCUGGUAUCCGCAGAUCUGGAAGAUAACUCACAGGUUUUGGUCAAUUCGGCAGCACAGUCCGCACACCCUUCCCAUACACCAUUAUUUGUAUGA
Messenger RNA from Suillus plorans, 501 nucleotides. RefSeq lists its product as uncharacterized. The record is from RefSeq and is a predicted model, not a curated record. Bases 1 to 501 code for a protein of 166 amino acids. Lineage: Eukaryota; Fungi; Basidiomycota; Agaricomycetes; Boletales; Suillaceae. The transcript has a single exon.